AUGGUUUACUUUCAGGUUAAUCAUCACUUCUUGAGAAAAGCGAAAUGGGUCCUCGUUUUUGGGAAUCGCCCUAGUAGACAGUUUCUAUUUCUAUGCAUUUAUAAAGCGGUAGAAGAAAUUUAA
Phytomonas sp. EM1 is the source of this 123-nucleotide messenger RNA. Lineage: Eukaryota; Euglenozoa; Kinetoplastea; Trypanosomatida; Trypanosomatidae. The record is from the annotation of a GenBank genome assembly.